UCGUUUUCAGAGCGCUACAUCGUGUGCACGUAUACCGACCUCGUUAAAAAUAAUGCAAGCGUAAAAAUUUGUCACAACGGACAACUAUUUCUGUCGUCCGAUCUAAAGCGUUCAGUGGUUUAUGAAUUAAUGGUGACAGUAGGGAAUUUCAUCGAAUGUUCUAGUGUUUUGUGUUAGUGUCAACCGAAGGGGAUAUUAAUUUAUCUGUGAUCACAUUUAUCUAACCGGAGACGAGCAACGCAAGUAAUUCUAAACGUCGUCGGCUGAAGACAGCGUUUCAGAAUUUAUGAUCGAAAGACCAGUAGAGAUCAAAGAAGAAAUCAUACACGGUAACCAUGAAGUUAUUAUAGCCGAAGAUGUAUGUGAGAAGAACACUGGAAAUAGGUUCAGAGACGGUUAAGAAGAAAAAGAUGAAAACUCACUUAAUCCAACAGUUAAUACAGUAACUAAGUAAGAAUGCUCAAUGAAAAGUUAUCCAGAACAAGGAUUGUGGUAGCUUGUGACAAUGAAAAUUGUUUGACGAGAUUUAGACGCGAAAGAUAAAGACUGCCCCUUAUGGAUCAAGUAAACGUGACCCAGAACCUGACGAGCAAUGCGACGGAGGUGGAAGACCCAGAAUGGACGCAGACUGUGAUGUUCAAGCUGCGGACCGCGGUGCUGCUGCUGAUCGUGAUCAUGGCGGUGCUCGGGAACAUGCUGGUGAUAGUCAGUGUCAUGCGGCACAGAAAACUUCGCGUCAUCACAAACUACUUCGUCGUAUCACUAGCGUUCGCGGAUAUACUGGUGGCCAUGGUGGUGAUGCCGUUCAACUUCAGCGUGCAGUUCUACAACGAAUGGAUCUUCGGCCCCAUCAUCUGCGAUCUAUGGAAUUCCUCUGACGUGUACUUCACAUCCACCUCGAUCCUGCACCUGUGUUGUAUAUCCGUGGAUAGGUACUACGCUAUCGUGAAACCUUUGAAAUAUCCGAUUAAAAUGACGAAAAAGAUGGCGUUCGUCAUGUUAGCAGCGACAUGGCUCAGCCCCAUAACGAUAUCGUACGCCCCAAUUUUCAUGGGCUGGUACACGACCAGUUACCACAUGCAAACACGAAAACUUAACCAGUGCGAAUUCAUAGUCAAUAAGCCAUACGCUGUCAUAUCCAGCUCGAUAUCAUUUUGGAUACCCUGCACCAUAAUGUUAUUCACGUACUUUGCCAUUUUCAAAGAAGCAAAUCGUCAAGAGAAGGCUCUCCAUGCGAGAGCUGGCAAUGCGAUGUUAAUGCACCGCCAUUCGAGGGACGUUGGUGAUAAGAACGGAUUACAUAUCAACGCUAAUACCCCAACCAAAGAUAAGAACAUUUUGAAAAUGAAACGUGAGCACAAAGCAGCCAGAACGCUGGGCAUUAUUAUGGGUGCCUUUAUCCUAUGCUGGCUGCCAUUUUUUCUGUUCUACCUAUCGACGUCCUUGUGUGAUACCUGUGAAUAUCCUGAAGUGGUGACUGUGAUCAUGUUUUGGACUGGUUAUUUUAAUUCCGCGUUAAAUCCGAUCAUUUACGCGUACUUCAAUAGAGACUUUCGCAACGCUUUCAAGAACACUUUAGCGUGCGCGUUCUGUAGUUUCUGUCGUCGAGGGUCUCACGAUUCCGACGCGUUAGAUAGACUGGACCGACGGGGUUCCGCGCAGUUAAGAGUGCCCCUUCCUUCUAGAAGACAGUCGGACCUUGCGUCCCUUUGAAUAUCGCCACAUCGUGUCCAAGUGACAGACGUAUGACGAGCCUAGUGUUUCAACGAAAUAUUACGACGUAACUAAUUCCGUAAGUGACUGAGUUAAGAACAAUGUAAUUGCUGUAAAUAUUUUUAAACGAAUCUCUCUAUCUCGAAAUGGUGGAUAUGACCUUCGAGACGGUUGUUUUUAAACUUCAAUUUUAUGGAAUCAAAUAGUGGUCUUACAAACCAUCCCAAAUACUUAGGAGUUUUAAUAUUGUAUUAACAGUAUUUUGUUUCUGUGUUUUCAGUUUUUAAAUGUAUAGAUAUUCUUUAUGAAUAACUUAGGUAUGAUAUAUCGAAAUGUAUAUAGAUUGGUGUGUAAAUAAUUAGUAAUUAGUAAAUAAUCUGAAGAUGGCUGAACUGUAGGCCUAAAGCUUAAAAUAACAAUCGAAAAGGCCAAAGGUACAUUGUAUAUAUUAGUGUUAAAGAUGCAGUGAAUCUAAAAUUCACACUGUGCAGAACUCUCAAUCUUCACAAAAGUAAUACAUAAAUAUAAUUAGUUAAGUAGACGAAUAAAAAUUUAAUUUUUAGGUUAGAUUAAAGGAUAUUUUAUGAUUUUUGAGAUUUGAUAACAAGAUUUAACUAUUAAAAUUAUUUAUUUGCCUGUCGUUGCGAAGGAAUAUGUUAUAAAUUAUAAUUUUUCGCUGAACAGUGAUAGGUUCAAUAAUAAAAUAUAAAUAUUCUUUUUAUCACAAAAGUUGCAAGCCAGAUUUAAUUAAGCUGCAAUAAUGUAAACUUCAAUUGAAUGUAAUUAUAUAAACUUCAAUUCUUGAAUCGUAUAGCUUGUUUGAAACUAGAGAAUUUAACUUCAAAAUUCACGUUUAACUUUUUAUUGAACUAAUAAACAACUCUUAACUUUUGUUCAAUUUAUAGAAAUUCAAAUUCGGUAUUGGUUUAAUCCAUGGAAUUUAAAAUAAGGUAAUAGAAAUGGUAUCUGCUGUGUUAAAUAAUGGCAUGUCGCUGAUUUGUAGCACUUAAUAGCAUUACACUCAUACAAAUAUACUUCAAAAGAACAUUUUAAUGAAUCUAGCAUCCAAAGCAACGGAAAAUAAACUGUAACGCUAGAGAAGUUUAUUCGUAACGUAAUCCAAACAACCAUAAUUUGGUUCUCAUUUGAAUAUUUACCAAUCACACAAUAAAUUGUAGAAACGCUCUAGAGACUGAUACCUACGUCUUGUGGAUUUCCAGAAUUCUGUAAAAAUGUGUAGUUUUAAAGUAAAAUAUGCCUUUGUAUACUGUAUGUCUAUGUAACUUUAAACUACUCAUUUUGACAGAAAUCUGGCAACCACAGACAAAGAUCAUUUCUAGAACGUGCCUACAAAAGUUCAUUGAGUAUGAUAAUUUAUAUUCAAAUGAAAACCAAAGUACGUUUAUAUGCAGAGUACUGGUAAGCACGCUAGAAAAACUUCUCUUAAUUUAGAAUUUAGAUUGAACACGUUAUUAUAUAAUUAUGUAUAGUUUUCAAUUACGUGCUGCUGUUUUAUUAGUCACCUGUGCGGCAACAAUCUGACACUCUUUUACCUCUUCUAUAUUUCUGAAUUCUGUGGUUGAAUCCCUUUUCUCCCGGGGUUAAUCGGUAAAUUGUAAUUUCAAUGAUAAAGUUUUGUAUAGCCGUCGGCAUUCGAGUUGUAAAUAAAAUUAGGAGUAAAUUUACAUUUAGGUAAAUUAUAAGUAGAUUAAGAAACAUAACGUAAUUUAUAGGAUAUACAAGAUGUUACUUUGUGAGCGAUCAGUGAAGUGAAAAUUUUUUGAGAUAGAGAAAGAUCUAAGAGACAAUAGGAUCGAUUAUAAAAAAGGGAAUAGUUACAUUCAAAGAUUUUAAUUUUUUUUUAAAUUACACGAAAGCGUAGCCGCAGUGAGUCCUAAUUAUUGGGGGACUAUUAACUUGGAAAAUCGUAAAUCUAGAACUGCUAAGUAUUAUUUUUUUAGAGGUCAAGCUUAUUUACAUUAUUUUCUUAUGAUAUCAUUUUAUUGAAAUAACGCACCUCCGUUUUCUUAGUUCAAAAUAAGAGGUUUUUAAUUUUUUUUGAGUGUGAGGCUUUUUGGGAAAUCUUUGUAUCUAACUACACAGUUUUUCGAAGACAUGGUUCCAUAAAUCUUUCUCUAUGUCUUACAUUGUUAGUAAAAUCGUCUCACUGACAACUCUCAAAACAACACCAUGUAUUAAAAAAAUCAUUUUAAACAUUAAUAGAGAGAUAUGAUAAUGAUUAUUAUGGGGACAAAUAACGCUUCAAUAGAAAAAUCGAGUUUUAAAAUAAUUGAUGUUCUAUUAAUUAACUGUAACAGACCGAUUAGAAUUUGGUGUGUUGGUGUCGUGUUUACCAGUCUGUAGACAUUUAAAUACUAACCUUGACUAAUUCGAUGGAUAAUAAUACGAAUCACAUCUACAAUUUUGGGCAGCAUGAGACCUUGAGCGGCUACAUUUUUGGAAAAGAAGGUUAAAUGUCUAUAAAUUAAAAAGGACAUAUUUAGUGGUCCAAGCGAUGGCUGAAUAAAAACUUCAGAAUUUCUGAAAGGCUAUGACAAUGAAGGACUCUGACCAAGAUAGACUUUAUAGUAAGCGGUUCGUGUGGAUUCUCCUUUAAGGCUUGAUUAUGUCAAAUCAUCGAUCAAUAUACAUCGGGAAUCAGGAUACUCAACAAAUGGUUGCGGCCGCGGCUCCACCUUAGUAUAAUUUUUUUUUUUAAAUUACCUACACACAGCAACGAUUGGUACAGACAUUUUGAGCAUAUAGUAGGACACUACAAGCAUUUUUUUUAAUUCAAGAUAUGCUAACGCUCGAAUACAAUCAUACUUAGUAAAAAUCAAUGAUGAAGUAAGUCCAUAGGCUGAAACACGCUUACUUAGAGUUUCACUCUUGAUGUAGGCGUUUUCUAUUCUCUACAAAACUUAACAAAAUGUAGCAGCUUUGAAAUUGAUACGACUAUCAUGGCUGCUCAAAAUUUUAAAUGUACGCCAAAUCAUAGAUAUAAUAUUUUCUUCGGUGUUCAUCUUAACUCCUCAUAAAUAAUAUCUGUCUGUCGAUGUCCAUAAUAGAUGUCUUUGCUUGAAACUCUGCGACCUCAAAAUAACUGAGAAGCUGUUGAAAGUUUCAGUGGUACUUACUGUACAUUUAUUCCUUCUAACACAAUUAAAUUAAACAGAGAGUUGCUUUCGGAAGAUGAAAACGGAUAAAUUGGAAAAAGAUAAAGCUGGAGUAACUUCUAUUUUUUGUCGGUGUAUGUCCGACUGGUUCCAAACGGGCUUGAAAAAAUAGGACCUACACCGAGAAAAAACCACAUGUAGACCGCAUUCAUAAAGCUUAGUAAAUGCAUACUGCAUAGGUAGUGUAGUUUACCUGUCUUGAAAAAAUUAACCGUUUUGUCGGUUUAACCCCGAUUAGAUUUGGACCUACCCGGAAUCAGUUGGGCUUACAUCGACAAAAAUUAGUUCGAAAAUUAUGAAAACUCAUAUUGGAAACAGCUGACAAAGUUAAGCCUUAGUACAAUCCGUGAAGAACUUUACUGAAACUUCCACAGUUUUCGUAAUGAUGUCGCUCUUUUAAACUCAAUGUGUCUUCCUUUAAAUAAGUAUUUAGGCUCAAGUCGUAAAUGUAUUAGAAAACGUAAUAGGAAACAAAAUUAAGAAAUAACUGGUCCUGUAGCCAUUUUUAAUCUAGAUGUACCUAUUUAUUAGAGCCCAGAACUAUUAUUUCUACUACUUGAGAUUUCUACGACUGUUAAAGUCAUAAAAAUAUGUAUUUAAAUGUUAAAAUGGGCUGUAAAUGUAAUAAAAGUAAUAAUAUAUGGUUGUGACUUCUUUAGAUAUUACAACUAACUAUUUAACGAAAUCAUAUCUUAAUGUUAUGUUUGUUUAAAUAUAUCCCACAAAUAAUAACUUGUUUAUGAAUAAGGUAACGACUCAUCUCUAUGUGAGGUUUUUGUCUGUGUAUGCCCGACCAGUUCCAAUCGUGCGGUGCACUAUAAGCAGGAACGCUCUUAAAGUAGUUGAUUCACUAAGGGCCCCGAAUUUAUCCAAAAUUGUCGGACAUACACCGACACAAUCUCACAACACUUGAUCCGUUGCCUUGCUUAUUUGAAAUGAGAACAACUCAUGACAGUUUAAAUCCUAAAAGAACCCGGGUAAUGUAAAUCAUUUUAUUGGAGUAUUUUACCUAAUAUUUGAAUAUCAAAGACCGUUUUAUUUGUGAAUUGUAAAUGUUAUUUGUAUAAGAAACAUUGCUUAGCCAAACUGAAAUUUCAUUUGUUUCUGUUGAAUCCGUCCAACGUAAUUUUAUUUUAAUAAUUCAUUCUUUUUGUAAUUUAUUUCAAAGAAUUUCAGUGUAUUUGUUAAGCCUAAACGUCCACUAGGUCGCAGUAUUUCGCCUCCCAUUCUAAAAUUUAGUAUAUACAAAUUUUAUUGCUAUACACACAGUUGGCUUAGUACAGCUGGCCGAUAGAAUCGAAUAUAUAACAGUAAUCAUGAUUAACCCAUUGCCGGCCCACUACUGAGAACGGGUCUCUUCUCAGAAUGAGAAGGUUUAGGCCAUAGUCUGCCACGCUGGCCCAAUGCGGAUUGGCAGACUUAUGUAACAGUACCCGGUAGUAAAUAUAUGAUAGUAUAUAGUAAUUGGCAACUUCGACUAUAUACUCUAUAUAGGGCGUCGUUUCUACCACUCAUACCUAGUAACGUGUUAUCCUACGUAUUUCAACGACAGAGACAAUGGUCUACACUGAGAUGAACAAAUCAGCGACAAAAUGUUACAGGUCCUAUGACUCCUAUGAGUAAUAAAAACGAGGCCAUACAAAACCGAAGCUACUGAUUAUUAUCUAUAUAAUAUUUACCACUAGAUAUUACAUAUAGAUGAGUGUUUAGCAAAAAGACCACUCAGAUUGCUUUUACAUACAUAUAUUUGGCUUUCAGCGGCACAGCUGGGUGAGAAAUCAACUGGUCACUCAAUAUGACAAAGAUCCGUUAAAAGUGAAACAGAUAUCGAAUGAACCCGAACAGUUUUGCGAACGGCAACCCAAAUGAAGGCGUAGAAGGUGCAAUGGGUUGGUUUUAUUGUUAUAUGAAAUAGCUGAAUCAACUGUUCCGACCCGACUAUGCGAAUAGCAAUUCGAUUCGGCUCUAUUGGACUCAAUUUCAUAGUUAAAUAUAAGGGAGGCUUUACUAUGACGUAGACGUAAAUUCGUGUAACUCCAAGUAAUUGUAAAUAUGAUUGUGGAACAUAUUAAUAUGUCUAGGUACUUACGACUUUCAUAGAACUUCUUCGAUUUUAAACAUAGAUAGAUCUAGUUCAAAGUCAGACAGCAAUAUAUGUAACUUUAAAAGUCAUUAUAAAUAAGUAGAUCAGUGUAUAGCGUAGAUAAUGAAAUAAAACAUACUUUUUUUAUCGUAGUCUCGGAUUUGUUAAUUUAUUUUUUUAAUUCUUCAAUACAAUGUUUAACGAAUAGCAUGGUUGGUGUCCAUAUACACCAGUCUAGUUAAGGGCAUUUUGUGGGGCAUUGCACCCUCUAGUAAAGACACCUCUAUGGCUCCUGUAAUAGGGAACGUGUAUUCUGGUUAAAUUAGAUAUUUUUUUAAUAUACCUGGACUGUGAUACUUUGUAUUAUUCCUUGUUAACGUUUUUGUUAUCACUAAGGGCCAAAACACACGAUAUUUUCAGAGUUGGCGAUUAACUGCGAUCCAAAUCGCGCGUUUUUUCAAGCUCCCGAAAAGCAAUCAAAAUGCUGACAACCAACGCUAAAAGUAUAGUGUGUUUUGGCCCUAAAUGCAGAAUUUAUUUAGAGCUUUGCAGAGUUACCAUUUUAUAUUGCUAAGUUAUUUAUUCAGAGUUUAUUUAUAAGCCCGCGUUUAUAUACAGUUAUGGAAAGUCACUUGACUGGUGCAAACUUAGGCUCAAGACAUAUUGCAACAAUCGUAGAGAAACGACGCGUCUUUUCUAAAAUAUUAUAAAUUGAAGAUACCUAAGCAAAGGAAAUGGAAAAUAAACUGUACUCUGGUUUUGGGGUCUUGCUGAUCUGAAAACUUAUUAGUAAAUGUAUCGAUAAAUGUGUUGAUCAUUAUAUACUUAUUAUUUAUACGUGACUUUUCAUAACACUUGUAAAUAAGGGCAAUUUAGAUUCUAUCUAUCACAAUAACUCUUAGUAUUAAAUCUCGAUACCAAAAUAAUAAAUGUAAACUUUCGUUGUAAAUAGUCUCUUUAAAUUAUAUAGAAUUAUAUCAAUACAUAAAAUCGUACUAUCAUUGUCAUUAUAAUAGAAUCGUUUAAAUUAUUUGAAUAAAAAGUGGAAGGCUAAAGACACAUUGUCGCAGAAUUGAGGCGUAGUGACGCGUCAUUCCUAAAAUAUUUCAGUAAACCGAACUUUGCUACACAAUUUAUGGAUCAACAUAAAAAAAAGAAACGUUAAUACGCGCUUUCAACACUACGACAAUGUGGCUUGAACUUUAUGAUCUGGUCUUACUACGUAACUUUUGAUAUUCGAUUUUCAAAAUGAUAACAGACUUUUCCUUGUUUUUAAAUGUUUAUUUGUGACUUCUAACAAUGUAAAGAAAUCCAAAAACUAGGUACUUAUUACCUAUUUCUAAAAUUAUCAAUUUGAAACUUGACAAAACUUUGACUUUGUGUUUGUGUUGGGUGUGAUGGUGGAGGUAGAAAAAGGCCAUAGGGACUUAAAGGGUUAAGUAAGUCCAUUAAAAUUGGGAUUUUAAUCCUUUGGUAACUUACUUGUGAUUAUAAAGGUAAACUUGUUUUAUUGAUUUUUAAAACUUUAUUUUGGUACAAUUUAGAGUACUUGUAAAAGUUUAAAUCAAUGAAAAAAUCAAUUUGAUAUAUUUUUGUCUGUGAUUUCCUCAAUCAUUUCACUACAUGGCAUGCAAUUACUCUAAAGUGGUCAGAAUGUAGGUAAUGAUUAUAAAUUUUGAAUGAAUGCAUUUUAGACAAGACCUUGAUGCUAAUCAGCAACAUUAUUUUGCGCGCCAAUCUCUUUCAAUUUAUAAAAGCCGUAGAGUACUUGGUUGCCAAAUUGGUGUUCUGCGGUCAGUAUAACCAUUUCAACUUUUAAAGAAAUUAUAUUUUAUUCCAAUCACUGAAUAAAAAAAACAGAUUAAGAUCCGAUAUAAAUCUUUAGUAACCGUUUUAAGUAUAAGAAAUCACAUUACAAUGUCCAAAUCAAGUCAAAGUACGGUCCACAGAUCUCAGUUUUUUCUUGUGUUUGAAGAAUAGAUUAGUGCUCACCUUAUACGUUAAAUAAAGGGACGUAUUUAACGACCUAACGGGAACUGAAGCCUAGGAAUUCAGUACAUGAUUCUGAAACCUCAGUAUUGAAAAUUUUCAUCGGUGCUUUCAUGAUUUUGACGAUAUUCCUUUCGCAUUUUUUUUUUACUAAUUACAAACGGGAUCAGCUAUUAAUCUGUCUCAAGCUGAUUAGAAAUAAAAAACAACAAAUAAUAUUUCACACUUAACAGCAAUGUACAUUUAAAAUAUACGCGUAUGAUUAGCUGUUUAUCAAAAGCUCAUGGCAGAUAAUUGCGGCCGGUAUCGGUGUUCAUUGAUCGCAGAGCGUUUUGAUGGCAUUGUUCGCAAUACAUUGCGUCCUCAAAAAUUACAACAUAGUGAAAUUACAGUAAUUGUAAUUUCGCUACGGGCAUUAAGUGUAACUUCUUCACAAAGUUUUCAUUAGGGCGUUUUAUACACCCUUUCUCUGGAUUACAAGUAUUAUUUUUAUUAUUAUUAGUAUAUAUUUAUUAUCUGGAUUUAUUAAAGAUAUCAAAGUUACGUAAUAAGACCGACAUAGCAUGGUGAGAUGUAAUCUACGGGUAAACACCCAAUAUGUGCGUGUAUUCAAAAUGCUUUUUGCAAAAUAAACAAAUUGUUUCGUAUAUAA
Molecule: messenger RNA, 9613 nt
Organism: Maniola jurtina (meadow brown)
Lineage: Eukaryota; Metazoa; Arthropoda; Insecta; Lepidoptera; Nymphalidae
Product: octopamine receptor beta-2R-like
Exons: 6
Coding region: 556-1713 (385 amino acids)
Biological process (GO): adenylate cyclase-activating adrenergic receptor signaling pathway
Cellular component (GO): membrane
Molecular function (GO): octopamine receptor activity
Source: RefSeq, a predicted model, not a curated record